This is a messenger RNA of Acanthamoeba castellanii str. Neff, 1482 nucleotides long. RefSeq names its product amino acid permease superfamily protein. Gene Ontology annotation, biological process: transmembrane transport. Lineage: Eukaryota; Discosea; Longamoebia; Acanthamoebidae. The coding region runs from base 1 to 1482 and encodes 493 amino acids. The transcript is spliced from 11 exons. The record is from RefSeq and is a predicted model, not a curated record. Gene Ontology annotation, molecular function: transmembrane transporter activity. Gene Ontology annotation, cellular component: membrane.
AUGGAGCGGCUACCGGCGGAGGCGGGCAGCAGCCCGUCGUCCUCCCUCCUGCCCUCCUCUCCCUCCAAAACCACCUCUCGACCCCCGUACGAUGACGAAGACCCGUUGGCGGAUGUGGCAGGUGCGGGCGGAGACGGGGAGAAGAAGGCGCUGGGCGUGUUCUCGAUGGUGGCGGUGGUCUACUUCCUCGUGUGCGGCGGCAGCUACGGCACGGAGGACCUCGGCGGCUCCCUUCCCCCGCUCUUUGGCCUCCUCGGCAUCCUCGUCAUCCCCUGGCUGUGGAGCUUGCCGGUGGCGCUCAUCACGGCGGAGCUGGCGACUGCGAUGCCGGACGCCUCGGGAUUCCUCCUGUGGAGCCGCCGCGCGUUCGGUCCCUUCGUGUCGUUCCUCGAUGCAUGGAUCAUGAUCGUGGUCGUCAUCAUCGACCAGGCACUCUACCCCCUCAUCUUCGUCUCCUACAUCGAAACACUGGUUGAGUUGACGUGGUGGCAGGCCUAUCUGAUCAACCUGGGCUACAUCCUCCUGUGCAUGAUCGUCAACCUGCUGGGCGUCUCCACCAUGGGCCACUUCUCCAAGAUCUUCUCGGCACUGGCGCUGCUCCCGUUCGUCAUCUUCGUCGCUGCGGGCUUUUUCAGCGACCGGUUCGAUCCGCACGCUUGGGUCGAGACCGCCAAGGGUAAGACCAUCGCCUCCUCCACGCGCCCGUGCCCCCACGAGUGGGACGUGCCGCUGUACCUGAGCGUGCUGCUGUGGGCCACCUGCGGCUUCGAGUACUCGGGCUUCCUCGCCGGUGACGUGGACAAGCCCCGGCGCACGUUCCCCAUCGUCAUGAUCGGGUCGAUCUUCCUGAUGAUCGCGACGUACUUCUUCCCCAUUGCGAUGGCCAUCGCCAUCGCCGAGGACCCCUCCGAGAUCACCGAGGGCGCCUAUCCCGCCCUCGCCCUCGAGAUCGGCCUCGGGGAGUGGAUCAAGUACCUGAUGAUCGCCGGCGGCCUGGCCAGCACGAUGGGCACCUACAACGCCUACCUCGGCACCACGGCCUCCGCCCUCCGCGCCCAGGCAGAGGAGGGUGUCGCGCCCUCCAUCUUCAGCGCCUUCCCCCAGUACAAGUCGCCGAUUGUGGCGAUCAUCUUCUUCAGCUUGACCACGGCCGCGCUGGUCCUGUUGGACUUUUCGGUGCUGGUCGAGAUCGAGUCCCUCCUCUACUGCCUCCACGUGCUCCUCCUCGCCGGCACCGUCAUCCGCCUCCGCUGGAAGGAGCCCGAGCUGGAGCGUCCCUUCGCUCUCCCGUUCGGCAAGAUCGGGGUCGUCCUAAUCGCCAGCCUGCCCAUGCUGAUCACCUUCUUCAACAUCGGCUCUCUCUUCUACUACGGGUGGAUCUUCCCGCUGAUCUCGGUCGGGGUGGUGACCUCGGGGUGUCUGCUCUACCUGGUGCGCCACCUGGUACGGCGGAGGUGGGAGUACCACUCGUACCCUUCCUAG